Closterium sp. Naga37s-1 is the source of this 689-nucleotide messenger RNA. Lineage: Eukaryota; Viridiplantae; Streptophyta; Zygnematophyceae; Desmidiales; Closteriaceae. The record is from the annotation of a GenBank genome assembly.
GUGCAGCCCGCCCACUCUCUCUCAUGCAGCGCUUGGAUGUGAUGAUCGGAGUGGCAGAGGGGCUGCAGUACCUCCACAGCUUUGGCAUCGUGCAUCGUGACAUCAAGCCCGCCAACAUCCUGCUCGACAGCAACAUGCAGGCAAUGGUAGCCGAUUUUGGGCUGGUGAGGAUGGGCGAGGGCACGACCGUGGGAGCAACGCGGGUGAUGGGCACACCGGGCUAUGUGGACCCGGCGUAUUUCAAGUCUCAGAAGGCCACUCCUAUGGCUGACGUUCACAGCUUUGGAGUGGUGAUGCUCACGAUCCUGACGGCACGCAAGGCCAUCUGCAACUCGGAGGACAACCAGAUCAACCUCAAGCAAUGUGUGGCCCCGUUCAUAGCAGCCAAUGACGGAGUGACCUUCAAAGACCCGGCCUUCGACGCCCCACCAGACAUUAUCCUGCGCCUGGCACGCCUGGCGCUCAGCUGCACCGCCAUGCCCACGGCGCUCCGCCCCAACAUGAUCAAAGUGCUUGCUGAAUUGGAGGCUCUGCGCGAGGAGGUGUGCGGUGCCACCCGUAACCGGAUGGCGAGGCAGAUUGACAUGGAGAUUGACGACAAGCAGGGGCACAACCUGGAGGAGGAGGUGGCGAAUGCGAUUAGAAUAGGGUCGAGCGGAGGCGGUGGAGAGAGUAGUAAAUCGCAGUGA